AAGAUGAGGCUUGCGAGCAUGUGGAUCAUCAGUUAAUGAUGAUAUUAUUGACCUUAAGCAAUGGGGACGACCCUGACUAAUUGACCAUAACAGAUGGCAGAUCUAAUUGAGGAUAACGGGAAAUCCUGGCUCCUAUAUCAUAUUCUUAAUAGGAUAAUAGGAAGUCGAGAGAUCGUUGACGUCAGAAGAAAACUUGAAUUGAUGAAAGAGAUAUUAUGCAAUGAUCGGCGAACUCCAAAUUAUUUACAAAGAUAUUUCGCAGGAAGCCGAGCCGAGGGAUUUUCUAUGGCGGGUUCGGAUUCUGAUGUAAUGUUCAUUUACAAAGAAAUAAAUGUCUGCCUGAACAAAAAUACAAACCCAUAUAGCAGAGACAAGACAGUUUUUGUCAUGAGAGAUGCUGCCAGUCGACCUGGUUUUGUGACAUUAGAACUAGUUCAAAUCAGGGAAUCAUGUCAUCCUUUGGUAGCAGAAUCCAUUGUUCCGGUUCUGGACAAGCUUUUCAUAUCCAGUGAGAUUUUUCUAAGUCAGUAUAAAAAAAUUGUGAGAUCGGGUUUCCGCAUUGACAUCGAAACAUCUGGACCGGCAGCUGCUGUAAAAAAAACGCACAGUCAUCUUGGGCAAGAUAUGGAUAUUGUUACGUCUUUUCAAUGUCAUAGUUAUCCACCAGCAGCCAACGAGUGGUUGAGCAGGUCCCGACUUCAUGGAUGGCCGGACAAAGCAUUAAUUUGUGAUAUUUCACAAAGUGGUUGUCAUGUUGUGCCCAAGGGAGAUAACACUUCUGCUGACACAUUUCUACAAUGGAUGAUAUCAUUCGUGACUGCAGAAAGAAAACUUGUCCAUUCUUUGACUCAUGAACAGUUCUUGGUAUAUGGACUUCUCAAGUACUUCCUGAAACAAAUAUCUGGAAAGUUGAAAGAGAUAACAGGAAAUGUAGACAUUCUGUCGUCCUAUAUCAUGAAAACAAUUGUGUUCUUUACAGUAGAAAAUACACCCCUUUCAUUCUGGAAAGGACAAAAUACAUUUCUAUGCUUCAUGCUUUGUUUGAAGACAUUGGUGGCAUGGAUAAAUGCUGGGUAUUGUCCCAAUUAUUUCAUUAUAGGCAACAAUAUGUUUCAAGGGAAACUUUCCGAGGAAAUCAAGCGAAAACUUCUUCGUUUUCUAGUGGAAAUGUACGAAAUGAAUUGGAUGUGUCUUUCAGUUGGAACAUUCCUACAACCAUCUAUCGGAGAGAAUUUGGAGAUGGUAAUGAAUGGAAAAUGGAAUCACAUAUUAUUGUCACCAAAGGACAAAGAAUGUCAAUACGAUAUGGAAAUUUUAAGAAAAAGCACGAUACCUAACGGAAACGUCACUCGGUCGCUGGCUAUUUUGUGUAGGGCAAAAUCGGAUGUGGAUGAAUUCUUAGGCUAUCAUCAAACAGUUACGUCUCUGUCUUUAAUGGGAAUUGACACUUUUGGCGAACACAUUAUGGUAAAAUCGAACAAAGAGAAAUACAAAUUUCUAAGGAGAUGUAAGAAGUUUACGGAGCUAUUUGCAUCAGUGAGUACAAGUCCAGGACAGCUGACUCUGGCAACAUACUACUACCAGACUGGUAAUUACGAGAAAGCACUAUUGAUGUGUGGGAACAUGAUCUCGUCAGUUAAAGUAUAUGUUGAUACUGGCUUAAACCGCGUCGACAGAGACAGGUACCAACAUCUGGUUUGCGGACGAGGAUAUACACUUUUAAAAAAAUAUCAAGAUACAAUCGUUUCUGAUAUAGAAUUUGACAAAGACGUUCCCGGAUUCUGUCCAUUCCAACUACACGUCUAUCUUAACAGAUGCAUUUGCAGAAUUCAAAUUCCUCCACUGCCGUACGCCUUAUUCCUUUCCUUUCUCUGCUACCAGGAGCUUGGUGACACGAGAAGGCGUGAUGCCACGUUGAUUAAUCUUCGGGUGGUGAAAUAUGAUUUGAAACAGGGAUGUGCUCAACACUGGAUUGUUCACAAUCUCUUGGGAAUUUGCUAUGAAAUGUUAGGGGACACCAAUAAUGCCAUCAGAGAAUACAUGGAAAGUUCAAAUGGAGGAAAAUGGCAUCAGCAGUUCAACCCUGCAGAGGAAGAGAUUAGACGUUUACAGCACUUAUAGUAAAAUGCAAUAUACUGUUAGACUAUUACGAUCCUAUAAAAGCGGUUUAUGAUCAGUUGGAUAUAUGUAUGUCUAUGUAUAUAGAAUACACCUCGUAUGUGACACUUAUUGUGAUAACAUCUUAGAUAGUUCACCUUGUUUAAGUCAGUGUUCAUACAUACUAUUGCUUAUGUUGUCCUGUGUGUAGGAUAACACUAUCUGAAAUGAC
Ylistrum balloti is the source of this 2329-nucleotide messenger RNA. RefSeq lists its product as uncharacterized. The transcript is spliced from 2 exons. NCBI's taxonomy places the organism in Eukaryota, Metazoa, Mollusca, Bivalvia, Pectinida, Pectinidae. The record is from RefSeq and is a predicted model, not a curated record. Bases 94 to 2121 code for a protein of 675 amino acids.